Messenger RNA from Nycticebus coucang (slow loris), 743 nucleotides. RefSeq names its product ribosomal protein L18 (gene RPL18). The transcript has 7 exons. Bases 139 to 705 code for a protein of 188 amino acids. Gene Ontology annotation, cellular component: ribosome; cytosolic large ribosomal subunit. Gene Ontology annotation, molecular function: RNA binding; structural constituent of ribosome. The record is from RefSeq and is a predicted model, not a curated record. Gene Ontology annotation, biological process: translation. NCBI's taxonomy places the organism in Eukaryota, Metazoa, Chordata, Mammalia, Primates, Lorisidae.
CACAGAGAAGCCCGGAUAGUGGUAGAGCGCCGUGUCGCGCUCAUGUGACGUCACGACAGCGUCCAGCUCUGUAGGUUUUCCCCGCCCAUUUCAACCCAUUUCUCUCUUUCCGGACCUGGCCGAGAGGGUGUCGCCAUCAUGGGAGUCGAUAUUCGCCACAACAAGGACCGAAAGGUUCGUCGCAAGGAGCCCAAGAGCCAGGACAUUUACCUAAGGCUGUUGGUCAAGCUGUACAGGUUUCUAGCCAGACGAACCAAUUCUACCUUCAACCAGGUUGUGCUAAAGAGGUUGUUUAUGAGUCGUACCAAUCGGCCACCACUGUCUCUUUCCCGGAUGAUCCGGAAGAUGAAACUUCCUGGCCGGGAAAACAAAACAGCUGUGGUUGUGGGGACCAUAACAGAUGAUGUGCGGGUUCAGGAAGUGCCCAAACUGAAGGUGUGUGCUUUGCGCGUGAGCAGCCGGGCCCGCACCCGUAUCCUCAAGGCUGGGGGCAAGAUCCUCACCUUCGACCAGUUGGCCCUGGACUCCCCCAAAGGCCGUGGCACUGUCCUGCUUUCCGGUCCUCGCAAGGGCCGGGAGGUGUACCGGCAUUUUGGCAAGGCCCCAGGAACCCCGCACAGUCAUACCAAACCCUAUGUCCGUUCCAAGGGCCGGAAGUUCGAGCGUGCCAGAGGCCGACGGGCCAGCCGAGGCUACAAAAACUAACCCUGAAACCUACUGUUCUAUUAAAAAGAUUUUGGAUG